AUGACCUCGAUCAAAAAAGACAUAGACUCUUUUAAAAUAAAAACGACCGACGAGUUUUUGCACAUGCUGCAUCUGAUGUUCGCGAACGCCGUCAUGUACAACAAUUCGCAGCAUGUCGUCAACAGCAUGGCUCAGGAGAUGGCUUUCGACGUGAUCGACCACCUGAAAGCAAUCCUUGACAUCUCACGGAUCGACGUCAGCUUGGUUGGCCAAACGGGCAAGUUUCUGCGAACGAUCGUGCCUUAA
Soboliphyme baturini is the source of this 246-nucleotide messenger RNA. The record is from the annotation of a GenBank genome assembly. Lineage: Eukaryota; Metazoa; Nematoda; Enoplea; Dioctophymatida; Soboliphymatidae.